Messenger RNA from Exophiala spinifera, 1683 nucleotides. RefSeq lists its product as uncharacterized. The record is from RefSeq and is a predicted model, not a curated record. NCBI's taxonomy places the organism in Eukaryota, Fungi, Ascomycota, Eurotiomycetes, Chaetothyriales, Herpotrichiellaceae. The transcript is spliced from 3 exons. Bases 1 to 1683 code for a protein of 560 amino acids.
AUGGGCACAAGAGCCGGAGCACGAUGGUCCAGGGAAGAAGUGUUUCAGCUUCUGUGCACGCUUAACGACAACAUCGAGCAUAUCGCCCCUCAGACAGUCCCGACAGACGACAACCAAAUGGAGAUAUUGAUGAAGCGAGUAAUCUCGGAAGCCUCAAUGCUUUUGAGCAGGACUCUGCCAUUUGACAUCACUCCGUCGCGAGUUGAGAACAAGUUAAGUUCUCUGUGGGCAAAUUUCGGCCCUCCGACUGGUUCCAAGCCACCUUAUGCACUCUACCAAUAUGGGGCUUUCACGAAGACUCUACCAGGCUUAGAAGAUCCUAAAAACGGAUUUCCAGGUAUGCUUAAUGAAAUGGCUGAAUAUCUGAAAACCCAGAAACCGCCUUCUAAGUCACUCCAGAUUCCAAUUUCACAAGUCCAAAGAAAAUCUGAGAGAGUCGGUGUUCGAGACGAUCAUACUGAUCCGAUUGUCUGCAGGUGUGGGUUCAGUCACCAUAUCGCUUGCAUCCACUGCGACUGCUGCUUCACCUGGCAGCAUACCUUGUGCUAUUACGAUACUGGAGUUGACGAUGAGCUUCCAGAGAAGCACAUGUGCGAUGAAUGCCUCGGGGUCAGCACGAUCCAAGACGACGGUAAGGAGUCUUACCUCGCAUGGAAUCUCACAAAGGCAGUCCGAGCGUUGAGAUUAGAAUCGCCCAAGAUUGAUAGCGGGAAUCACUCGGAAGAGAAAACAGUCCUUGCAGAGUCUGAGCCUGGAAGUUAUAUUCUUGGCCCAUUUGCCUGUCCUCGAGACGACGACUAUUUCUGGGGUCCCAUAAAUAAUGACAUUAGAGCUACGAUGGAUGAUGCGACAUCAAUGACUAUCGAGAUCGCAUACUCCAUGCUCGAUACGGGCCUCAGUAUUCGGAGAGUCAAUAAAACGUUAGGCUCAGAUGGCGGCGCGGCCCUUGGCAACAUUCUUGAAGCUGAUCGUCGAAGAUUAUGCCAGAACAAGCUUCGUACACUGAUGUCGCAACCAACUCCCAAGGUAGGAAAGAUUGUCAGAAUAUUGGCUGGAUUAAUUUCAGAAAUGGUUGUGAAUCUGACCUUUUACACAUCUCGGAGCCGAGCUCCAAGUGUAGACGAGAUUUUUCAUAAGCUCUUGUUGAAGAAGAUCAUGGAACAAAACGGUUUACAGACUUUGCGUGACCUGAGAAGAAAUGGAUUGUAUUCUCUAAUAGAGAAAACAAAUAAUCCCUUCCUGUGUUGUAUCACAGAGCAAGCAACCUGUAUGGCUGAGCAGGUCCUGAAAGUGCUCGAUAGCAUGAUGCCCACAACAAGUCACGAACGACGCAGUGAAAGUGAGGCAAGGCAAACAGCGCUCAAACAGCUUUUCAUCCUGAUGCUCCGACUGAGAACUCAUUUGGCCCUGUCCGAACGCUUGUACGAGUUGCGCCUUACACCUAUCGAUACGUCACUUGAAGGAGAGUCAAUGGUCGACGAAAUGGGUAACACAAUCCAGCCUGAAAGCACAGUGGAAACUUGCUUGAUGCCAGCUGUCAUUGAAUAUGAACUGAAGAAUGUAAAUGUCCCCCUUGAGGAUUUUCUGUUACUGUCCACAGGAGAAAUCUUCUUGAAGGAGAGCCCAGAAAGCAAGCCAAAAGGACAAGUUGUGUCACCCGCGAUCGUCCUGGUAGCUUCAUAG